AGUGAAACAGCUCGCGAGGAGGAGGACUCAGGUCACUUCAAAGUAAACCGUGAAACCCGAAAAAGUGUAUCUCUACCCCCCUAAACCGAAUCCAGACCAAUGAAGAACUGAAGAAUCGCCCAGACCAGAACUCAAAAUGGCUUUUGACGGACAUCAGACCUCAAAUCCACUCUUUCAAGCAAGUCAGCGGCAGACAGGUGUUAAUUCUGCCGGUCUAAAUAGUGGAAGCAUGUCACUGCCGUUCAUUUCACUGGCUUCAAAACCAGAAAAGGACAACACCUCCUACAUGACCUGGCCUCACAACUCUCAAGAAGAUCCCUACACGUUUGGUUUCACCCAGACGAGCAUUAAAAACAGAAAACCAACCGAUAAAGCUGAUGGUGACACUGAGGCAGACCUGCAAGGUCUAGUUUCGAACAUUUUGGAUGAAGCAGAUUCGAGGGACAGCUUCUUCAGUGAGGGCCUACCUACAUGCAGUCCUUUCUGGUCUCCAAAGACGCUGAGAGAAGAACUGCUGCAGUAUUUUAAGACCGAGGCAAAAACACUCAGUAAUCCUUCAUUACCUUCGAGCCAUCUAUCCCACGAGACUUUGAGCAAAUCACAACAACAAGCAAUUGACAAAAUGGGUGAAAAUUUGAGUCGACAGUCCAGUGGCAUUGCUGGCAGUCAACCAUGGGUUUUUAAUCCGUCCAAUGGAGACAGUCAUUCUUUGCGUCCUCAGAAGCUGCCACCAGGUCUACCUGUAGUCAAGAUGAUGAACACUAACCAGGUGCAACAAAGUAAAUACAUCAGCAUGUCACCUUAUAUUGACAGAGGGAAUGAUCAGCCUUUGAAUAGUUUCUCUGAGCUCAGUGAAAUCUUCAGACCACAAAAUGAAACGAACGGCUCCUCCUCCGAUGCUUUUCACGAAGACCAGUACACCCCAAGCAGUGUAAAUCCAUUUUGUAAUGAGAAUUAUGUWCAAGAAGACGUGAACCAGCUGGUCAGCAGCUUUCAGUCAUUCAUGCCUUGUGAGCAUGACAGCGUUUGUCAUGAAGAGUUUCCAAACAUGCACAAGCAGACGCUGGGCUUGCAUAAAGAACAAGGAUUGCCGGAACAGUGGAACGUCACCAGUCCUGCAGUGUCAACACAAUGUUCUCCUGCAAUGCAGAUCCAAAGACAGCUGCUGGGAGACUUGGAAUCGGUGCAGAGGGGAAGAAUUGGAGAAGUGAGGACAAAACAUUUGAAACUCGAUGCCUUUCAGGAUUUUCCUGAUUUCAGCUCUCAACACACAGAGUACAUUCAGAAACCGAGGGCCCUUUCUUCACAUUCAAACCUCACGAACCAUCACCAAAACAAGAUGGCAGUGCCAAAAGAGAACUUUAAUUUAAGCAUGAACCAGUACACAAAACAUCAGAUCCAGCAGAGCCAGAUGCAGGCGAAAAUCAAGUCCCAACUGGAGAGAGAAAAAAGGAAGAUGCAAAUGCCUGGAUUUCUUGGAGAAGGCUUCUGUAGGAGGCAACACAGCAACGCUCACAUGACAGAGGGAGAUAAGCAGGCCUUUGAACAAAACCCAUACUUGGAUUUCCAGGGGAACAUGCAGUAUCAGAGACUGGAUGGAGAAAACACUGUGGUCUAUGCAGGGAAUCYACAGCAGUUCACACCUCGUAGGUAUCCUGUAAAUGACCUUAGGAGGUACCCCAGUACUCCCAGAAACUCAGACUUCAGSUCUAGAUCUUCACGACUCUUCAGAAACGGUGUUCCUUGUAUCGAUAGGAAUGGUAUAUCAGCUAACGAGGCCGCUGCUUUCAACUCCGUCGUCAGUGACAUGACGUACAGAGGAGAGAACACAUAUCAUGGUAUGGUCUCAGCYAUGACCGCUUCACAUAUGAUCAAUCAAGGAGGACCAGGGAUGCAGCUCUACUUCAGCCUGGAUGAAUGUUAUGAACAGUGGAAAUCUUUGGAGAAGGAAAGAAAGAGGACWGAGAUCGUUCUUAAGAAGACGUUUCCUGGGAAAAGAACCUCAGUGACGACCGACACUAAUCUACCCAGAAUACCACCAAACCCUACAAGAGUGGAGCAGCUCCUUGUUAACCAGAUGAGAGAACAAGCAAAGGUUGCAAGCCUUCUCGAUACAAUGGAGCAUUGCGGCAUCUCCCUACAUGUGAACAUCCACGCAGCACUGAAAAAUCACCACUUGGCUGUUUGCAUCACCCAAGUAAGAUGCAAAGAGGGCGGUGCAAACGUGACCAAAACUCAGCAGCAGGGACUUUAUUUCACUGAAGACAGAGAUAACCUGUUGAUGGCCGUGGCGCUGAAAGACAUGUCUGCUGCCACCAAAAGGCUUCGCACGGCCCUGUGGUGUGCCCUACAGAUGACCCUGCUGAAGCCUGUGAUGAUGCAGGACCACCACGCAUACGAGGAGUCGACAUGCACUGAGAGGUGCUCCUUUCUGUUUCAGGGCUACUCUUUUGUGAUAUAAAUCACUUUGCUUACAAGCAUGGCUUAAAGAAGUUGAUAAGGAGGAAGAGAAAAUGUUCAAAAGAUAUUAUUUACCUUCAGGUUAAUGUAACAUUUUAUCAGCCAAAGAGUGAUCAAUACAAAAAUGAGAUGAGCAUUUUGAAGCUUAAGAAUGACUGAAUGUUUUGACCCCAAAGAGCUUCUUUUUUGUGUAGGAGUUACAUGAAAUUUAGUUUACUCUGCCAUAUCUUAACUUAAUUUCAAUUAAUUAGGACCAACUCCAAAUCACCACCAAUCUUGUGUACCAUCACCACAGUAUUUAAGGACACUAUUUAUGUGGAAGAUUUCAGUGAAUUCUUCGUUUUACUUAUUUAUUGGAAUACAACAGAACUUGUGUUCUAUGUAUUCCCCCCACUAAUAAUUGAAUCACAAGGGCAAUAGUUUGAACUUAACAUGCUAAAUUCUGUAACGUUCCAAUCAAUUCUACUCAACUUUUCUUUGUAACCUUAAGAUUCUUAAAUCAGUUUUUUUAAGUCAGUUGUUCAGUUUAAAAUGUCCUAACAAUACUCAAACUUCUAAAAAAAAAGUUCACUAUAUUUAAAUGUAUUUAUCAAACUCUUAAAAGACACAGUGUUACAAUCAUUUAUCAGGGACAUACAGUUAAGUUUUUUUAAACAGUUUAUUAUUUUAAAGCUUAAUUUAAAUUUAACUUGUAAAAUGUAACCUUUUAAAACU
This is a messenger RNA of Austrofundulus limnaeus, 3174 nucleotides long. It is a transcript of the gene meioc, whose product is annotated as minamoto. Gene Ontology annotation, cellular component: cytoplasm; nucleus. NCBI's taxonomy places the organism in Eukaryota, Metazoa, Chordata, Actinopteri, Cyprinodontiformes, Rivulidae. The transcript has 8 exons. Gene Ontology annotation, biological process: male meiosis I; meiotic cell cycle; mRNA stabilization. Bases 137 to 2461 code for a protein of 774 amino acids. The record is from RefSeq and is a predicted model, not a curated record.